Messenger RNA from Catharus ustulatus (Swainson's thrush), 4016 nucleotides. It is a transcript of the gene KCTD10, whose product is annotated as potassium channel tetramerization domain containing 10. Gene Ontology annotation, molecular function: ubiquitin-protein transferase activity; protein binding. The record is from RefSeq and is a predicted model, not a curated record. Gene Ontology annotation, cellular component: Cul3-RING ubiquitin ligase complex. Gene Ontology annotation, biological process: protein ubiquitination; protein homooligomerization; negative regulation of Rho protein signal transduction. NCBI's taxonomy places the organism in Eukaryota, Metazoa, Chordata, Aves, Passeriformes, Turdidae. Bases 75 to 1016 code for a protein of 313 amino acids. The transcript is spliced from 7 exons.
CGGAAGCGAGCGAGGGGCGGAAGUUCCCGCCCGGCGCUCCCGCUCGCUCGGUCCGAGGGGCUGCGGCGCCGUUCAUGGAAGAGAUGUCGGGAGAGAGCGUGGUGAGCUCAGCAGUGCCGGCGGCCGCGACGCGCACGACGUCCUUCAAGGGGAGCAGCCCCAGCUCCAAGUACGUGAAGCUGAACGUGGGGGGAGCCCUGUACUACACCACCAUGCAGACCCUGACCAAGCAGGACACCAUGCUCAAGGCCAUGUUCAGUGGGCGCAUGGAGGUGCUCACAGACAGUGAAGGCUGGAUCCUGAUCGACCGCUGUGGGAAGCACUUUGGGACAAUCCUGAACUACCUGCGGGACGGGGCUGUGCCGCUCCCCGAGAGCCGCCGGGAGAUCGAGGAGCUGCUGGCUGAGGCCAAGUACUACCUGGUGCAGGGGCUGGUGGAUGAAUGCCAGGCAGCCCUGCAGAACAAGGACGCGUACGAGCCCUUCUGCAAGGUCCCGGUGAUCACCUCCUCCAAGGAGGAGCAGAAGCUGAUUGCAACCUCCAACAAGCCAGCAGUGAAGCUCCUCUAUAACAGAAGCAACAACAAAUAUUCCUACACCAGCAACUCUGAUGACAACAUGCUGAAGAACAUUGAGCUCUUUGACAAGCUGUCCCUGAGGUUCAACGGGAGGGUGCUGUUCAUCAAGGAUGUCAUUGGGGAUGAGAUCUGCUGCUGGUCCUUCUACGGGCAGGGCCGCAAGAUCGCCGAGGUCUGCUGCACCUCCAUCGUUUAUGCCACAGAGAAAAAGCAGACCAAGGUGGAGUUCCCAGAAGCCAGAAUUUACGAGGAGACCCUGAACAUUCUGCUGUACGAAUCCCAGGAUGGGAGGGGGCCGGACAAUGCCCUCCUGGAAGCCACAGGAGGGGCUGCAGGGCGCUCCCACCACCUGGAGGAGGACGAGGAGCGGGAGCGCAUCGAGCGCGUGCGCAGGAUCCACAUCAAGCGCCCGGACGACAGGGCCCACCUGCACCAGUGAGCCUGGGGAGAAGGGGCUGCCCUGCAGCAGGACCAGGCAGUGUAACUCCUGUCCAGCACACUCUGUAAAUUGGGAUUUGUAACAAACUCUAGGUUAUUUGGGGUAUUUAAAUGCGGUAGUUGUAGGGCGAGGAUCGGUGAGGUUACUGGGCAGCCUGGAAGGGCCUGUUGAGCAGCUGGAGAAAUGCCCGGAAUUUUUAGCACUCUUGUGUUGCUGUUUUGUGCUGGAGAGGAGGAGGACUGGCUUCCUGUGGCUUUGGUAAUGAUCCUGCACUUUAAAACCUAAACAACAAACAAAAGGUCAGCCAGCCACCCUCCUUCCCUCCAGGCACUCCCUGACCCUCCUGGGCUGGGGGGAAAGGCAGGGACCUGGACCCAGGGCUCCUGGGAGACAGCUUGGGAGUGCCUUGGGUGUCUCCCCAAAGAACAAAUGGCACAGGCUGAUGAGAUUCCUGGACUGCUGGGGGCAGAGGGACCCCUCAGAGCAGUGGGAGGGAGCAGGGGCUGCUCCCUCAGGUUCCCCACAGCUCUCAGGAUCUGUUCCUCCAAGGCUUCAGUGGAGUCUCUGCAGCACUGAGUGGGACACCCAUCCCUGUUUUGUCCUUACGGUUCAAGGUUAAAAUUCCUCCUAAAGGAGGAGAAUCAGGAGCAAAUUGUCCAUGGUUGCUUUCCCUAGGAGUAGUGUUGGUACUGGUCAGUGCUUAGAGCUUCUGCCUGAGCCUGGUUUCCAGCAGCUCCCAGUACCAGGGGUCACAACAGGGUCAAUCCCCCCAUGCUGGGGGGUGUUGGUGGGGGCAGCAGCCCUGGUUCCCUUCUGGAACUGAUGCAGGAGCAUUGAGUGAGAGGAAACAGCCAGAGGCAGAUAUUCCCUGUUUGACUUCAUCCUGAGGGUAUUCCAACUAUUCCCAGCCAUGGCAGCUGUGUGUGGAAGGGCAGAGCCUGGAGAAGGCCACUGCACUGUGGUUUUCUACAAGUGCUUUUCUCCUGUCAAUGAAUAUUUUAUCUACCUCCUUGUCUCCUGUUGCCUAUUGUGGAGUCAAGUGACAGUGAUGGUGGGAGGUGGGGUGUCAUUCCAUAGGGCUGGCAGCAGAGCCACAGCUGUGACACUUCAGGUCACCAGUGCUGGGAGGGAGAGAAACCUGAGGUAGGAAGUGUUAAACUUGCACUGCAGCAGCACCUGUGAGUGACACCAGAGCACUCUGCCCUGGGCUAGAGUUUCUUUUGACCCUUUCUCUGGAAUAUUCAGCACUGGCUUUAAGAGCCACACUCCUCUGGAGCAGCAGCUCUGUGUUCCUGCUCCAAGGCUCCCUGCUCCUGGCUCAGGGCUGCAAAGGACAUGGGAACAGUGUAAAAACCCAAGGUGCUGCAGCAGCACCAGCCACGUUCUUCUGUUCCACAGAGCUCGUUGGUAGAGGCUGAGACACACCAUGAAGUGGCUGUGCAAUUUUGGAUCAUCAAGUAAAGCUCAAACAUUUCCAAUUUAAUCUGAGGCCAUCUUUCUAGUAACCAAAGACUUCUCCACACUGCAGGCAGCUGCUGGCUGUGGCAGGUGGGGAUGUUGUCCUUGUCUCCUCUUUCUCCUGCAGCUGCUGAUUGUUCACUGAGAGCUCCACAGUCUCCCUGGGGUUCAGCAGCUUCAGCUCCGUCCUGACACCUCAGGGCUUCCAGUUUGAGUUGUUCUGACACCUGUUUGCAGCACCCUCUGGGGCUGGAGCAGUGCAGAGGGGGAAGGAGCCAGUGCCUCUCUCCCCUCAGGGCUGGGAUAAGCUGGGGGCAAGGCAGGGAGGUCCAGGACUGCUGUUUCUCCAUCACUGUGUUAUUUUGACACUUACUGGUGAUUACUGGGCUGUUACUGAGCAUCUCAGCAUCUGGAACAGCCCUGCUGCCCUUGAGGGUGAGGCUGUGCCUCAGCAGAGGGUGAACAGGGACCAGCACCAGUCCUGCAGCAAACCCUGCUCACUGCAGCCAGGAGCUACUCUCCAGCAGGCUCAGGACAGCUCAUCCCUGGCUGUGCUGACCAAAUCCUGUCCUGUGGGGCAGAGCAGCUUCAGCCCCAGGAGGUGACAGCAGUACUAAGCACCUGACAGGUCACAGCUACGUGAUUAACUUCUCUGUAAAUAGAUCCUUAACUGGCUUCAGGCUUUUCCCUUCCAGGUUAUGCAAACUAAGUUCUUAAAAACCAGGGGAGGGCUGUUUUUAAUCUUUGUACAGUGCUUUGUAGAGCUGUUGGUUUAGCAAAAUCACUCCAGGAGAGUUCAAGUUUCAAUUUCAGUCUUGUUCCUGUGUUUGUGGGCAGACUCUGCCUUAACUCACUCCUGCUCUCACCCUUGGGGUGCUGGAGUGGUGCAGCCAAGCUGUGUCCUGGGGACUGUCCUUUACCUGCUGUCCCUGUCCUUGCUCUGGGCACACCUGCUCAUGCCCUUGCACAAAUGCUCUCAGUCCUGAGCCUCGUUACUCUAAGUGGUUUUACUCUGAGCUCUCAGGUGCAGCUGGGGCUCAGGGCAGGUGUCCUGGGCACAAGCAGCUCUUCAGAUUAUCCUUCCCUGCCUCCCAGUGCCAGGGAGAGCAGAGCUGGCUGCUGCCAUUCUCCAGCACCAGCAGUGAGGAAAGUCCCCCUGGGGAAGGGAUUUUGUCCCCUCCCAGCUCCUGACCCGGGUGGGGCUGCACAAGGAGGGGACAGGGACCAGCCCUGGUGUCCCCUCCCCACCUCUCUCCCUGUAGCACCAAAGCAGCUGCUCCUGCACUUCCCCAAGGCAGGUUUGGAUCCCCUGAGCCACAGCACCUGGGCAGGGCUCCAAGCUCCCAUCCUACCUUAGAGUCUUAAUGGAAUUGUUUCAUGGACAACAGCAAAUUCCUGUUCUGUACAAUCAUUCCCACCUGUCCAGACUUCUGCACAGAACAAGCUUCAGCUGGAUUUCAGUGUAUGGUUGAUGUUUGCAAUAUGUACUUUUGUUGUUUUUUUUUAAUAUAACACAAUAAAUUAGAAGAUAUUUCAUAUUUA